GCCGUGUAUGUCUUUUUUUAAAUGAUAUAACCCCCAAAAUACGGAUCAUGAACCCCACAGAGAACUCGGGACCCCAGUUUGAGAUCCAGUCCAUUGGAGAACAGUGCAAAAGGCCUUACUUUAAUAAUUUUUAAAAAGUGUAUAUAGUGCAUAAAACCCGUCUCCUUUAAAUGCGCUUCUUCUCUGGGAGUUGAAAAGUCCACAGAGGAGCUUUUGUCUGGCUGCUGACAGCUCAGACUGGGAGAGUCAGUGUUUUGAUACAAUGUCAGAACAAACAGAGAAUUCCUCUCAGGCUACGCCUUCCUCGGCUCUCUAAUGUGGUACAACUGGUUUCCCAUGACAAACGCUUUGACAGGGGUUAGGACGGCCCAUCCCAGUUGUUAGGGUUCCAGAGUCGACAUGCGCCGGCACCUGGAGCUGGCGGGCCUGGGUCUGGGCCUCUUUGGGUGGCUGUGCACCAUCUUGACUCGCUGCAUGGCCUUGUGGACGGUGAGUGGCACCCUUAACAACACAACAGCUGUUCUACCGGCUUACUGGGACGGAGUGUGGCUGGAAUGGGAUCACUGGGACCUGGCCCAUGACGGGCAGCUGCACUGUUCCUUCUAUCAGUCGCUCAUGACCCUCUCCGGGAGUUUCAGAAUGUGGAGGGCCUUCAUCAUAGCAGCAGUGGGUAUAGGGGCUUUCGCCACAUUGGUGGGCGCAGUCGGAGCCGUGUGGUUUCCCAGACGGGAGCAGGUUAAAGUGUUCUCAGGUGGUGCCUAUAUUUUAUCCGGGAUCUUGAUUCUGGUUCCCAUCGCCUGGACCUGCCAUCACACCAGCCAGCCACUCGAGGGAGCUGUGCACCUGAGGAGGAACUGGGGACCGGCACUCUAUUUGGGAUGGGUGGCCUCUGCACUGAUGACGACCGGGGGAAGCAUUCUCACCACGUUGUGUCCCACCACCUCAGAGGGGCCGAGACAGGCCGAAGAGGUUUUGAGGCCCCCUCAUCCAGAGGAGAUGAUGCAGCCGUUCAACAGGAUGAACAGGGACACACUCAUGCACAGCCAGUACCAACGAGGGUCCAGGCCCAUCUGAGGCUGGAAAGGUGGCGAUCUUGUCCAGAACUUGGUGUCAUUGGUCAAAGGAGGGCCUCAGCUGAGAUUCUCGCCAGGAACGACUCAACAAUGAGGCAGACGUCCUCCGCGCUAGACCACCCUGCUACCACCCCAUAAACACAUAAAACUUAAAUCCCUCUGUCCAAUUCCCAUUACUGAUGGGCAUUAGGGUACUGGGUGGGCUGGAACCCAUUCCAGAAGCUGUGAAUACACUUGGGACUGUUUCCAAAGCCCAUACGCAAGCAUUUACACUCAACACUGGCAUCUAUGAACAAUUCAGUCUACAUUGAUUCUGAACAUGCAUGUGUUUGGAAUGUGGGAGUACCCAGCGAAAACCCACAAGAGCGCAGGAUAAAUAUUCA
Molecule: messenger RNA, 1456 nt
Organism: Syngnathoides biaculeatus (alligator pipefish)
Lineage: Eukaryota; Metazoa; Chordata; Actinopteri; Syngnathiformes; Syngnathidae
Product: claudin-4-like
Exons: 2
Coding region: 400-1074 (224 amino acids)
Biological process (GO): cell adhesion; bicellular tight junction assembly
Cellular component (GO): bicellular tight junction; plasma membrane
Molecular function (GO): structural molecule activity
Source: RefSeq, a predicted model, not a curated record